Molecule: messenger RNA, 1171 nt
Organism: Nerophis lumbriciformis (worm pipefish)
Lineage: Eukaryota; Metazoa; Chordata; Actinopteri; Syngnathiformes; Syngnathidae
Gene: otud6b
Product: OTU deubiquitinase 6B
Biological process (GO): protein deubiquitination
Molecular function (GO): cysteine-type deubiquitinase activity
Source: RefSeq, a predicted model, not a curated record
GAAGACGCUUCUCUUCCGGAAAGGGCCAGAAGACGUUUUAUUUACUGUCUCUUUCUUCUGAUCUAAUUGUUUAAAGUCUAACCAUAAUAUGUCGUGUUUAUGUUAAUAACAGUGUCUUAAUCAUGGAGGAGGGGGACACGCCGGAGGAGACGUUGCUAAAGCAGCAUCGUAGGGAGAAAAAGGACCUGCAAGCCCAAAUCCAGAGCAUGAAGAAUGCUGUUCCCAAGAACGACAAGAAGAGGAGAAAAGUGCUGACAGAGGAGAUUGCAAAACUGGAGACUGACCUCAACCAGAAACACGAGGAGGAACUGAAGCAGCUCCGACCUACAAGUGGCACAAAGAAGGUGGAGGAGGCGCUGAAUGGCGUGGAGGCGAUGAAGCUGGAGGGCAAAGAGGAGGAGGAGGAGGAGGAGGAAGUCAAACAUCCUCGUGUCACCAAAGCCCAGAAGAGAAGGGACAAGAAGGCGGCCCAGGAGAAGGAGCGCGAGAGCAGGAUCGCCGAGGCCGAGGUGCAGAACCUGCAGGGCGUCCGCCACCAGGAGGGCCUCAAGCUGGCGCAGAAGCUCUCCCAGCGAGGUCUUCAGAUCAAGGAGAUUUCCUCCGACGGCCACUGCAUGUACCGCGCCGUGCGGGACCAGCUGGCACGGCGCCGCCAGCCCGAGUUAAGUGUGGAAGAGCUGCGGGGUCGCACGGCGGCGCACAUGAGGAGCCACGCCCAAGACUUCCUGCCUUUCCUCAGCAACGCCAACACAGGGGACGUGUGCACGGCAGAGGCGUUUGACAAGUACUGCGCUGAUGUCCAGCACACGGCAGCUUGGGGCGGCCAGCUGGAACUGCAAGCUCUGACCAAGGUUCUUCAGCUGCCAAUCGAUGUCAUCCAGGCGGACUCCCCUACUAUCAAAAUUGGGGAAGACUUUGACGGCGACGCCAUCACUCUGGUCUACAUGCGUCACGCCUACGGACUGGGAGAACACUACAACUCUGUGGAGCAGCUGAAGGAGCCCAGCGGCGUGGAGAGCGCCUGAGAAGAAAACGCAACGAUCAACCCGACGAAAUGGACAUUUGUUCAAAUCAUGUCCCACGACACAGAAGCCAACAUGGAGGACAGGCAAGCCUCCCAGCAAUAUCAAUAGCAAAUAAAGUACACAAAAAAAUGUCUGCGUGUACCCUU